AUGGCUCGCGGAAAUCAGAGGGACAAGGCUCGUGAGGCCAACCAGAAGAAGCUGGCCGCGCAGAAGAAGGGAAACAGCAUGAGCGGCACCGAGAUGCAGCGCGCCAAGGAGAGCGCCGCCGAUAUCAUGCGCGCGAAGCAGGCUGCUGCCGAAGCGAAAAAAGCCGAGGCCGCCAAGAAAUGA
Molecule: messenger RNA, 183 nt
Organism: Beauveria bassiana ARSEF 2860
Lineage: Eukaryota; Fungi; Ascomycota; Sordariomycetes; Hypocreales; Cordycipitaceae
Product: 4F5 domain protein
Exons: 3
Coding region: 1-183 (60 amino acids)
Source: RefSeq, a predicted model, not a curated record